Cokeromyces recurvatus is the source of this 1158-nucleotide messenger RNA. Its product is annotated as DHS-like NAD/FAD-binding domain-containing protein. The coding region runs from base 1 to 1158 and encodes 385 amino acids. Gene Ontology annotation, molecular function: NAD+ binding. NCBI's taxonomy places the organism in Eukaryota, Fungi, Mucoromycota, Mucoromycetes, Mucorales, Mucoraceae. The transcript is spliced from 2 exons. The record is from RefSeq and is a predicted model, not a curated record.
AUGAAAGUAAAGAUCGCCAUCUCUGAACCACCAGAGGUUAUUGAUCCUUUUAUUACAGAUUUAUCAUCUUACAUUGCAAAGAGUAAACGAGCGAUUGUCGUGACUGGUGCAGGCAUCUCUUGUAGUAGUGGUAUACCUGACUUUCGUUCUUCAGAUGGUUUAUAUAACCUUGUAAAGCAACGACAUCCUGAUACAGUUUUGAAAGGGCAAGAAUUGUUCGACGCGACAUUAUUCCGUAACGAAAAGACAAUAAAAUGCUUUUAUACCUUUAUGGCUGAAUUACGAUCCCUCAUCACAAAUGCUAACCCAACCUUAACUCAUGAAUUUAUUCAAUAUUUAACGAAAAAGGGACAGUUACUACGAUAUUAUACCCAAAACAUAGACUUUUUGGAGGAGAACUUGGAUAUUCCAGCUAUUCAAUUACAUGGUACGAUGAAGCAAGUACGUUGUACGUUAUGCAGUGCUACUUUUGAUUUUUCUGAUGAACAUGAAAAAAAAUUUCGUCAAGGAGAGGCUCCUACCUGCCCUCAAUGUGAAACAUUUGAUGCUGAGCGUGCUCGUCAAGGUAAACGUCAACUUGCUAUGGGCACACUUCGUCCUGCUAUUGUCUUGUAUAACGAGGAACACCCUGAUGGUGACCAGAUUGGUCAAGUACAAAUGAAUGAUCUUAAAAAGAAGCCUGACUUGAUGAUCGUCAUGGGUACCUCACUCAAGAUUCCUGCUUUAAAAAAGUUUAUUAAACAGGCAGCACGCAUUAUUCAUUCUAAACCUGGUGGAUGCGUUGUAUUUGUAAAUCGUACAAGUCCUACCAAAGAAUGGGAUAAAGUCUUUGAUUAUGAAGUCCUUGGUGACUCUGAUGAAUGGGUAGAAAUAGUAAAAAAGAAGAUGGCUGACGAAAAAUUGAUGACACAGACAGCCAAUAAAUUAAAACGAUUAGCCAAAGAAAGAGAAGAAGAAGAAGAAGAAGAUGAAGAAAAAGAAAAUAGUAAACCUUCAAGAUUAAAAAGAAAGAACAGCCCAACCAUUGUUAUUAAAUCAUCUAAACAACAAUCACGUUCUGCACUUAAAAGAACACUAUCAAAGACACAAACAACUCUUCAAGACUUUAAUGUUACUACAAAACGUCGUAAAAACCCUGCAACAACUAAAGUUGCCUAA